Pedinophyceae sp. YPF-701 is the source of this 492-nucleotide messenger RNA. Lineage: Eukaryota; Viridiplantae; Chlorophyta; Pedinophyceae. The record is from the annotation of a GenBank genome assembly.
AUGCACCGGCUGCGAGCAGCGUCGUGCGUGCAGCGGGCGGGAAGAUCCUUGCGUGCGGUGGGCGGCGGGCGCGGGGCGCGGCCCGAGAGCAGAACACUUGGAGGCAACAGCGCGCCGUUCGGUGCGUUCCAGGCGCGGAUGGACGCGGUGUCACCCGCGGUGCACGCGCAGCAGAGAGAGUUCGGCGACGGGGAGGGAGCCACGGGAGCCGGGGGUACAGGGAACAUGCCGCCCAGCGGCGGGGGCGAGGGCAGCGGUGCGGCUGAGCCGGCGGCCACGCACGGUCUCUCGCAGUGGGAGGCGAUCCGCGCGGAGUGGACCAAGCGCCCAGAGGGGUACCGGAAGCAGUCGGCGCCACGGCCGGUGCUGCCGAGCGACGCGACGUACGAGGGGCUGCUGUUGAGUUCGCGCCCGUUCCCGCGCCCGGUGCCGUUGCCGGAGAUGGUAGAGUUUCUGGUCGACUGCUGGGUCGAGGACGGCUUGUACGACUAG